CCUCCUCCCCCCUCUGGCCCAGCGUUCGAAUGGGCUGGCCCGACAAGUCCCGGAGAGAGAUAAUGACAAUAUAUACCACUAAUGACAGCGGCGGCAGCUCGAGUGUUGCGCCCGCCAGCAGACGGCUCGCCCGCGUGGGGCUGAGAAAAAGAGAUUUUUUUCUCCGUGUUUACGCGAUCGGGGGAGAGAAACGGACUACCGAUUUUAUCGCGCGGUCGUUGCUGUGGGCUUUUCAUCCCAAUCGGGAAGGAUCUGUGCAAACAACAACAACAACCCAACAACUCAAGACUCGCUUGGCGGAGGGAAACCACUUGUAGCCGCUUCCAACUUCUCAGCCACCUGUUGUUGCUCUCUACUUCAACCGCCUGAAAGCAGCCGAGCCAGGAAGGGGGAGAGAGAGAAGGACGGCAAAGCAUCCCUGCCCUGGGUCAGACGCCUCCAUAGGGGGGAAAGAAGGGUUCGUAUCUGGAAACCCUGCCCCGACGGUGGAAGAAGAAGCCGGCGCCCAGAAAUAAAAGUUCACCCGAACUGCCAGGAGUUGAGCCAUGCGCGCUGAUUUUGCUUUCUAAGAAAGCGACCCCUCACCUGGCUAAUGGGAAAACAGCACCGCACCUGAGACGGGUUUGGAAAAAAAAAAAUCUUACACCCCUCUCGCCCGAAAUAUAUAUAUAUAUAUAUACACGGACAGCAACUUUUCUCCAAACUUUGGCCUUGGCUGGAAUGAGCUGAGUUCGGAUUCCUUUCGGGAGAGUUUGCAGAGGGAGGAAAAAGAAAGACCACCUGCUCAGCGUUUUGGAGCCACCACGCCCUACCUUUCCAGGGAUCCCAAAGCGGAGGCGAUCUGAUCCUCUAUUCUUCUCCCCACCCCGCCCGCUCACUUCCAUUCCGAGACUUUUGACCAGGUAUAUAGACAUGCACCCCAACUGUUGAUCUCGUCUCCCGGGGAAUCGAAGCCCUAAAGUCGGCAGAACCACCAAGAGGGCUCCCCUCGAAGGAAGGAGGCAGGCAGGCACAACCUGGGAAUUGGGGGGCGGCUGGCCGGCAGAGGAUCACCGAGCUGGGGGGCGCAACCAUGAAGCUGGAGAUCUUUGCUCCCCGAUACGAGGACAAGCUCAGCGGCCACAGCGGCAGCGACCAGGAAGGCGGAGGCGAAGCUUCCCCGCGGAUAGCCGAGAGCGAGCUGGGCUCCGACGGGGAUUGCGCGGCUCUCAGUCCGGCCAGUGGUUGCGGGGCUUCUCCCCGGCAGGGCACCGAGCCUUCGCCUUCCCCGGGAGGCGAGUGUAAAGCGGCGUCGGGGCUGUCCGGAAAGCCUUACACGCGCCGUCCGAAGCCUCCCUACUCUUACAUCGCUUUGAUCGCCAUGGCCAUCCGGGAUUCGGCCGGGGGCCGCUUGACCCUGGCGGAGAUCAAUGAGUACCUGAUGGGCCGCUUCCCUUUCUUUCGCGGCGCCUAUACGGGCUGGCGCAACUCGGUGCGUCACAACCUGUCGCUCAACGACUGUUUCGUCAAAGUGCUGCGAGACCCGGCUCGGCCGUGGGGCAAGGACAACUACUGGAUGCUCAACCCCAACUCCGAGUACACUUUCGCCGACGGCGUCUUCCGCAGGAGGAGGAAGCGGCUCAGCCGGCCGGGGCUCACUUCGGCCCCCGGGGGCUCCCCUUCGGCUCAGCCGUCCCCCGCGCCCGCUUCUUCCCCGAGUGCCGAUCGGAAGACCCCCACGGGGGAAUCGGGCGUGGGAGCCGUCGGGGCCGCCGCCGUGAAAUUCUCCAGCCCCUUCGCCAUCGAGAGCAUCCUGAGCCGACCGUUCCAGCCUUCCGAACAGCAGCCGCGGCCCCCCGCGAGGCCGGUGGGAGAACGGGCGGUGGCGUGGGCCGCCCCCGCGAGCUAUUCCCGGCUCCUCGCUCAUCCGUCCGUCUCUUACGGCGUCGUCCCUGCUUUCCCACUGGCGGCGGCUUCGGCCGUUUACCAUUACGGCCUCCCCGAUCCUCUGCUGCUAGAGUCCUCCAAGGGGAAGGCUUUGAGCGCCCGCGAUCCGCACCAGCCCUUCCACGCGAGACCCUCGUCGUCCUUCUCCUCUCCCCGGCUUUCUUCGGCGCAGCUGCAAACGCUGAGCGUUUCUCAGCUCUACUGCCCCCUCCGGCUGCCCAGCUCAUUGCAGCAGGUGGCGGCCACUCAUCACAACACCUACAGGCCUUAUCAUACAUCAGAGACGCUAUCGGUGUGACGAUCGAACGGUCUAAAGAACCCCCGUGAAAGGCUGGGGUAACGUGGGGACAGACGGGAAGUGUCUCUCGAUGCACUUUUUUUUUUU
Messenger RNA from Pantherophis guttatus, 2311 nucleotides. RefSeq names its product forkhead box Q1 (gene FOXQ1). Gene Ontology annotation, molecular function: DNA-binding transcription factor activity, RNA polymerase II-specific; RNA polymerase II cis-regulatory region sequence-specific DNA binding. Gene Ontology annotation, biological process: anatomical structure morphogenesis; regulation of transcription by RNA polymerase II; cell differentiation. Lineage: Eukaryota; Metazoa; Chordata; Lepidosauria; Squamata; Colubridae. The record is from RefSeq and is a predicted model, not a curated record.